UAACACAAUAUGUACUGCAUUAGUAGUACAAUGGAAACAUGCAGUACUAGAAGUAAUCGAUAUGAAGCUUGCGUCAUUGAGGAGUGACAUUUUGUGAGCUAAAUUUGAAACUGAGAAAAAUAGCAGACACGAUUGUGAAUUCGUAUUUCUGAAGCGCCUCCACAAAAUCUCGUAAUAAACGAGACACAGUAUAUCUCAAAGAUGGCUGCAUGUCUUAUCAUGACUUGAAUCUGGAAAAUGUAUUUACUUUUCAGUCAUACACGUAUCAUGUUGAAAGUGGAUGGGUGGUUGCUAUCGCAAGAUGAAAUAUUUUUGCGGCUAGUCUAACAAGUGCGAUGGCGGACGAGGAUGCCGAACGACAUGCCUUAGAUGUUUGCCAGUCAAUGAUUGACAUUUCUGCUAAUCGCUUAGAAGGAUUGAGAACACAAUGUGCAACGAGUGCAGAACUUACACAGCAAGAAAUCAGAACGUUAGAGGGAAAACUGAUAAAGCUCUUUUCAAAACAACUGGUCACGAAAGCAAAACUUGGAGAUUCACUCCCACCUGAGAUAAGACAUCUGCCAUCUCUAAGACAGUGGUUAUUGGUUGUAGGUCUCAGCCCUGAAUCCAUAAAGGCUGUUUGCGAGAAAGUGAUAUCCUUAGAAGCAUUAAGAGAGAGAUCAGAAAGGGAGAUAAGGAUGUUGGUUCUUGACAGAAAUGCGUGCAAUUUGUCAUAUGAAGAGAGGACUGCAAGGGAGGAAGAAGUCAGAAGGCUCAAUCGUGCUCUGCAGAAUCUUAGAAAAUACACUGAGGCGCUAAUGUGUGGCAAAGGAGUGGUGGGAGAAGAGAUGACCUUGUACUGGGAUUCAUGGGACAGACACCAGGUACUGAAAGGCAGCAGUAACUCAUCACCAAGACCUCCCAGAACUAGAGCAUCACGUUCUUCAGUCCCUUCUGAGGAUUUUUUGCAACAGAGUGGGUCAGGUGGUAGCAGUACACUCACUGGUUCAGGAUCUGUGUCAUCGCUGCCUCGCUAUACACCACCCAACACUCCGCCUGUAAGCAAGAGUCGCUCAGGUGAACGUGUGAAGUUUCCAACAACACCACCACCACGCAAAAAGCACCAGACUGGACUCCUGCCUGAAGCGUAUCCCCUAACCAAGUCAAAGAGCCAUGAGUCUCAGCUGGCAAAUCGGGUGGAUGGAGGAGACAGCAGUGGUGCAAGCAAUGAGCAUAUUCCAGGAACAGGUGGUAGGCUGAUGCGCCGGGGUCGGUUGCCAACAGAGCCAGGACCCAACUGCAGUAGUGAUCUAAUUGGCCAAGAAAACACCUCGCCCCAGCUUGGCAGCCCCUCAAGAGCUCCACCUAGUCCAGCAUUGCCUGAUGACCCCUCCAAUAAGGCAACACUUCAAGUUCCAAAGUCUCCAAGGACACCCACAGUUUCACGUGGAAUGGGUCACAUGAUUGCACAUCGCUUCACAAAAGCAUUUAAAGUGAUGACAACUUGUGAUUACUGUGACAAGCAGAUGUUCUUAGGCACAGGUCUGAAAUGCAAGGAGUGCAAAUAUAAAUGUCACAGGGAAUGUGAAAGCAAAGUGCCCCCAAGUUGUGGCUUACCUAGGGAAUUCCUUGAUGAAUUUCGUCGGCAGUUGCAGCCAGAUGCAGUAUUCACAUCUAACCAGUCUCCAAGCUCCGGGCGACCAAGUCAGUCUUCUCCAAGUCAUCACCCAUCGGUGCUGUUGACGUCAUUUGGAUGGAGAGACCGUAAACGUUCACAUCCACAGCCUUCUGUUAAUGUUCAAGCAUUUCCGGGUCCUGACUCAAGUUCAAACACAUCUUCUUGUAACAGCUCAACGCCAUCAAGUCCGGCACUUGUCAUGACAGCCCAUACCCCUCAUGCUGCUUCUAAACAACAAUUUCAUUUUCCAGAUGUGAAUUCGCAGCCUGAGAAGGGUGUCACCUUAGAGACACAUCCAUUGGCUCCUUCUGCGUCAACUCCAGUUAGUAGUUCUUCUGUCAUUACGAAUACUUCAGUAAAGACAACAGAGACGGUGGAGAGUGAUGACCUUGCAGACACAUCAAAGUCCAAUGACAGUGAGCGUACUGUGUCUGGUAGUGACAGUGAACGUACACCUGUGCGGGUUGACUCCCAGGAUAGUCAAGUGUCUGAUGGGGAAGCAGUUGAACGAACCUGGCCCAGACAAAACAGUCUUUCAAUGAGGGAGUGGGAUAUCCCAUUUGAUGAAUUGAAGAUGGGUGAGCCAAUUGGUACUGGAAGGUUUGGAACUGUGUACCGUGGGAACUGGCAUGGUGACGUGGCCAUUAAGGUUCUCAACACACACCACCUGGAUGAUGAGAAGACACUUGAGGCCUUCAAGCUUGAGGUUGCAACAUUCCGGAAGACAAGGCAUGAAAACCUGGUUCUUUUUAUGGGUGCUUGUAUGAAGCCACCACGACUUGCCAUAGUGACAAGUAUGUGUAAAGGAAUGACGCUGUAUACACACAUACAUUUGCGUAAAGACAAGUUCAAUAUGAACAAAACCACUAUUGUUGCUCAGCAGAUAUCUCAGGGAAUGGGAUACCUUCAUGCAAGAGGCAUCAUUCACAAAGAUCUGAAGAGCAAGAAUAUAUUCUUAGAAAAUGGGAAGGUUGUGAUCACUGACUUUGGCUUGUUCAGUGUUACAAAGCUGUGCUAUGGAAAUAGGAAAGGUGAUGGCUUGAGCAUCCCUCCAGGAUGGUUGUGCUAUUUGGCUCCUGAAAUUGUUCGGAGUCUGCGGGCAAGACAAAAGCCUGAUGAAGAAGAACUGCCUUUCACCAAGGCUUCAGAUGUCUAUGCAUUUGGGACGGUAUGGUAUGAACUGCUAUGCGGUGAAUGGCCGUUCAAGGCACAGCCUCCUGAAGCCAUUAUUUGGCAAGUGGGAAAAGGAAUGAAGCAGUCACUAGCAAAUCUGCAGGCCUCCAGAGAUGUCAAAGACAUCCUGAUGCUUUGCUGGUCCUUCCGACCUUCGGAUAGACCAGAUUUCACUUUGCUCCUCAAGACACUGGAAAAGCUGCCAAAGAAGCGCCUAGCACGCAGUCCGUCACAUCCUAUCCACCUGUCACGCUCUGCGGAAUCUGUGUUCUGAUGCUAUCUAUUUAUUGCAGUAGCCCUGUAUUAGCUUUUCUGCAUACAAGAUUAUCAUCACAGCAGACUGAUUGCAUGUGCUCAGAAAGUUACCGUAUCAUCGUGUGUACAGUACUUCUCUCUUUGUUAAUAUUAUUAGGAAUGUGGGACGGGUUGUUAUAAUUAUGUUGAUUAUUAAAAUAUUAACUUGUUUUUUACUUCAUAAUACAAAAAGCCAUUGAUAACGGAGACUAUAUACUCAAUAAUUUGUCUUUUUCAGCAGCCUUGCCAUAAUGUUAUCUGUUUGUAAAUUCUCACAGUGAAACCUCAUUUUUACAUUUCCUUUGUAAUGUGGGUCUAGUUGUGUAUUUGUAACUUAAAAAGUCAAGUAGCUACCAUGUAAGAAUGAGAUUGUUUACAAAGGAACACAAAUAAUUGUAAUGAAUGCUUGGCACUUAUGACUUUAAUCUGAAAGUUCUUUCUUCAGUUGUUUUAAUUACAGACCUACUAUUAAAGGUUUUUCUGAUCAGCUUACAUAGAUCCACCAAAAAAACUCUCUCUUCUCUUUCCAUUCAGUAGAUCACUUUCUGGCUUCAUCUGUAUUUCACAUCACAUUUAGCAUUAGUAUAAACUUGUCAAUACAUAAAACUAAAUUCAGGAUUGCUGGAAUACAGAUUAUGUGCUGUAAACAAAAUACUGAGUUAUUCCCCACAAAAUGGUAUAAUUAGUUAGAUAAAAUCCAUCUGGUAUGUUAACCAUCCCAGAUUUUGUUAAAAUCCAUCUGGUAUGUUAAGCAUCCCAGAUUUUGUUAAAAUUUUGUGUACAUGUUUGCUAAAUGUCCAUAGAAAGAUAAAUACAUGUCAAUUGCACGGAUUCCAAUACUUCAUAAAAAUGAGUAUCAAAAUGUCAUGGCGACAUUUCAGAAAUUUUGACAAAGUUUGGAGUUCUGUAAAUCACUGAAUAAUUCUAAUGAAGCUGAAAAACAUGGCAAGAUGAUUGAAAAUUGGCAGUGUGCACAUUGUAUAAAUUUUGUUAUUUGAUUCUAUAUUUUUACUCCAAUUAGUCAAGAAAUUUUGUUAAUACAAAAUUUCUCCUAAUUAGCUUCAUCUUUUCAUAUGGUUGGUGUCUGAAUCUCCCCUUUUGCAGCAACGUUGUGUAGUUGUGUGUUCAUAAAACAUGCAAAUUUCAUCACCAUUAGAUUUUUAGUUUUUGAGAUUUAAGGGGCCAAAGUUGACCAAAAAAAAGUUAUUUUCAUAUCUUUGUGUCUCAUAAAGAAGCACUUUCUAAACUAGCUGUGAGGCUACAUAACAUGGAAAAUUGUUUGCAGAAAACAUAUAUGACUCCUAUUGGUACUUGAAGCAAUGACAGAGAAUCAAAUGACACAAAACUUACAGUAUGUGCACAAUGCAAACUGUUGAACCUUUCGGACAAGUUUUUCAGCUUUACAACAAUCGUUCUUUGAAACACAGCACGUCAAACCAGGCUGAAAUAUUUGAAAUGUCAUGACAUUGUCUUCCUUCACUUAAAUGGUUACUACUCAGACUAUUAAAAUAUGUGAAUUAGAUACGCAAUUAUUUUACUUUGGUAGUUUAGCAUACCUGCACACACAAUUUGAAUAGUAUCUGAGAUACUUAGUGGGGAUCCCUAUUCCACUUGAUAUGGAAUCAAUGCCAUCUAAAAUGUGAAAAUCAUGUUGCACAUUCAACUCACAUACCAAGCAUUUCACUCUCGUGCACAGCUGUUUCAAGCAAUUUACCCCUUUAAUGAGAAUAAGACUUGUCUGUGAAAGUGAGAACAGCUAAAUUGGUGCUCGUAAACACACCGGGUUCUUUUAGUUGUGUCAUUAUUUUGGAAUUGUCUCAGUACAUAGACAAAAAACAAAUUCGCGUACAUACGCAGUCACACAAAGACAGGUACUUCCAGCACUGUGCUCUUCAUAAAUCCUACAUAGCCUCUUCGACCUUUUAAUAUAAUUAAAAUAACUUAUUUGUUGACCUCCAUUAUGUGCCAUUAUUGUGUUGCCACAGCAGCUGCCACCUACUACUUAGCUAAUGCUCAGUGAGCUACCUACACAGACAGUAUACAGUCAACAAUAUUUAAACAGCCUGUGGGCAGAGCUUAGUGAUCUGGUUGAUAAGUGGUGAUUGUUCUGAACAUUAGCUGCAAGUGAAAUAUUUUGGUGUGACACAUUGGCAACAGCAAACAAUUUGUGCAUUGUAUUCUGAGGUCCGAUUGGAGGAACUCUGUUCUAAAGUGUAAAAGUCAACAACAAAAAUAAUUUUAAUCAGACUAUAGCAUAUGAGCUUGAUAUUGUAAUAUAGGGUUUGACUUAGAAUGUUUUUCUUAGCCUUUAUCGAUGGUGUAUGUAAUAUGUCUUUUUCAAGAAAGCCGAGAUAUGUUUUGCUAAUUGGCGUAUACUUCUUUGUGUUCUCUGUUAAAAAAUAACAAUGCCGGGCACCUCAGUAGUUUCUCUUCUGUUGCUCAGAGAACUAAAUAUGAAACAAAAAGUGAAAAAGUGAGGUUUCACUUGUAGGCUAGAUAUGAAAUUUUAACUUUUGUCAUUAUUUGUGUAUGUCGGAGUUAAUUAUUUAGAGAAAUGUAACUUUGUGAUUGUUGGAAGAUAAGGUGCAUCAUUUCUUUUCUUGUGGUACUUUGUAACAGCUGAUACUCAACGCCAUCUAAUUCUGAACAUAAUACGUAGUUCUGAUUGUUUCGUUGCUAUGGUUUGAAUUGUAUUUAGUAAGAUGCAGAUCACCUAGCAUAUAAUAUUAUUAGUGUGCCAUCUCAGUGGCUCAGACAUUUUGUGAACAUACAAAACCACAUCUCCUUUCUCUUUACAAACAGUUUCUUUUCUGAUCA
Molecule: messenger RNA, 5941 nt
Organism: Schistocerca serialis cubense
Lineage: Eukaryota; Metazoa; Arthropoda; Insecta; Orthoptera; Acrididae
Gene: ksr
Product: kinase suppressor of Ras 2
Exons: 17
Coding region: 336-3104 (922 amino acids)
Biological process (GO): protein phosphorylation
Molecular function (GO): ATP binding; protein kinase activity
Source: RefSeq, a predicted model, not a curated record